Podarcis raffonei (Aeolian wall lizard) is the source of this 1516-nucleotide messenger RNA. It is a transcript of the gene MVD, whose product is annotated as mevalonate diphosphate decarboxylase. Gene Ontology annotation, biological process: isoprenoid biosynthetic process; isopentenyl diphosphate biosynthetic process, mevalonate pathway. NCBI's taxonomy places the organism in Eukaryota, Metazoa, Chordata, Lepidosauria, Squamata, Lacertidae. Gene Ontology annotation, molecular function: diphosphomevalonate decarboxylase activity; ATP binding. The transcript is spliced from 10 exons. Gene Ontology annotation, cellular component: cytosol. The record is from RefSeq and is a predicted model, not a curated record. The coding region runs from base 280 to 1497 and encodes 405 amino acids.
GGCGUGGCAUUCCUUUUUCUCCUUGCAGGCACAUGUGGGAGUGUUGGAGGGAGGCUUGCAAUCUUGGAUCUGCUUUCCUGUCGCCCGUGUGGUCAGUGCAAGUGGGUAGCUGGGGUAGAGAAAACAGCGCAAGCAAGCUAGGAUUCGACUUAAGCCGUUGGGUUGGCUCCUGGCAUUUUUUUCAGGAUCUGAAGUUGUGCCCCUUCUUACUUGAUCCACCCUUUGCCCCUCUCUCCUCCUCCUCAACUAUAGCAGCGCCCCUUCUCGUCUGUCAUCACCAUGGCUGAAGAUAAACCCUUGGCCGUCGUGACCUGCACAGCCCCUGUUAACAUCGCGGUGAUAAAAUACUGGGGGAAGCGUGAUGAAGAGCUGAUCUUGCCUAUUAAUUCUUCCCUCAGCGUCACCCUGCACCAAGAUCAGCUGAAAACCACCACAACAGCUGCCAUCAGCCGGGACUUCACUGAGGACUGCCUCUGGCUCAAUGGGAAGGAGAGUGAUAUUGGUCAGCCACGCCUCCAGUCAUGCCUACGAGAGAUACGCCGUCUAGCGAGGAAGCGGCACAGCGGUAACGGUAACAGCGGUGACAGCAGCAGCCGCUCUGCCCUCAGCCUUGCCUACAAGGUCCACAUUGCCUCAGAGAACAACUUUCCCACAGCGGCUGGGCUGGCCUCUUCUGCCGCUGGGUUUGCCUGUCUGGUCUACGCGUUGGCCAAGCUCUAUGGUGUGGAGGGUGAGCUCUCUGAAGUGGCUCGGCAAGGCUCCGGAAGUGCCUGCCGAAGUAUGUUUGGGGGCUUCGUGCAGUGGGUCAUGGGGCAAAGCGCUGAUGGCAAGGACAGCAUUGCCCAGCAGGUGGCGCCGGAGACGCACUGGCCAGAGCUGAGGGUGUUGAUCUUGGUGGUGAGUGCGGAGAAGAAGCAGGUGGCCAGCACGGCAGGCAUGCAGACCAGCGUGAAGACCAGCCUCCUGCUGAAGCACCGUGCUGAGGCUCUGGUUCCCGAGCGCAUGUCCCAAAUGACCCAGCAUAUCCUGCAGCGGGACUUCGAGGCCUUUGGGGAGCUGACCAUGAAGGACAGCAACCAGUUCCACGCGACCUGCCUGGACACUUUCCCACCCAUCUUCUACCUCAAUGACAUCUCCAAGCAAGUGGUGGCCCUGGUGCACCGCUACAACGCCCAUUGCGGCAAGACGAAGGUGGCUUAUACAUUUGACGCUGGCCCAAACGCAGUUCUCUUCAUGCUGGAUGACACGGUGGAUGAGUUUGUGGAAGUGGUGAAGCGCAGCUUUCCUCCGGAGAAUAAUGGAGGCCAGUUCCUGAAAGGUCUGCCCGUGGGGUCAGCAACACCCUCUGAGGAGCUGCUGUCAGCUGUGGUGAGGGAUCCCACGCCAGGAGCGAUCCAGUAUAUGCUGCUCACCAAGCCGGGGCCAGGACCAGCACUGGUGGAAGAUACAAGCUGUCAUCUCCUGGGGGCAGACGGGUUGCCCCGAAGCAGCAGCUGAGCUGGGUCCCAUUUCUGGG